CCAAUGCCUCCGCGGUGAACCCACAGCGCGACGCUGUCUUCUUGCUCCCAUCAUGGACGACUUCAAAGACCACGGCCUCGACGACUCCAAUUUUGGGGAAAGCAAUGCUCUCUCCGCCGUGAAGGCAUUCGAUGCAUUCCCCAAGACGAAACCGUCGUACCAGCAGCGCACCUCGACCGGCGGCGUGUGGACUGUAAUACUGAUAGUGGCUUCCGUAGCACUCACUUGGAGCGAGCUGGCUCGCUGGUGGAAGGGCGAGACCACUCACACCUUUGCCGUUGAACAGGGCGUCGGCCACGACUUGCAGAUGAAUCUGGAUACUGUGGUGAGAAUGAAAUGCGCCGAUCUGCAUGUGAAUGUGCAGGACGCCGCUGGCGAUCGUAUCCUGGCAGGCUCCGUCUUCCACAAGGACGGGACGACGUGGGAUCAGUGGGCGGGGAAUCGCAAGGCACAUGCGCUGGGCUCGACCAAGGAGGAGCGGCUCAGUCAGAAGGGCUCUGCCGCUUCUGCAGAGUACAGAGAGGAGGACGUACACCACUACUUGAGUUCUGCGCGAAUGAAGCAUAAGUUCGGCAGGACACCACACAUUCCCAGAGGAAGAGAGGCGGAUAGUUGCAGGAUUUACGGCAGCAUGCAUGGCAAUAAAGUCAAGGGGGACUUCCACAUCACGGCCAGAGGUCAUGGUUACAUGGAAUUUGGACAACAUCUGGACCACAGCACCUUCAACUUCAGCCAUCGCAUCACUGAGCUAUCAUUUGGGCCAUACUACCCCAGCUUGACGAACCCAUUGGACAAUACCUUUGCCACGACCGAGUCCAACUUUUACAAAUUUCAGUAUUACUUGUCUGUGGUGCCUACGAUAUAUACGGCAGAUGCCAAAGCAUUGCGCAAGAUUGAUAAAUAUCAUGAAUCACCAACCUCUGGGGACGAUGGGCUCAGUCAACAACCCAAACGGUACAGCAAGAAUACCGUCUUCACCAACCAAUACGCAGUCACCGAGCAGUCGCAUCCGGUUUCAGAGAGCUCAGUUCCAGGAAUAUUUGUGAAAUUCGAUAUUGAACCUAUCCAACUCACCAUUGCCGAGAAUUGGAGCUCCGUCCCGGCAUUACUCAUCAGGAUCGUGAAUGUGGUCUCUGGGUUGCUAGUUGCGGGCGGUUGGUGUUUUCAGAUCAGCGAAUGGGGUAAAGAGGUCUAUGGUCGUAAGAGCAAGCGUGCGGACGGCUUCGGCAUGCUCGAUGGUCGCCACGACAUGAAACAAGCGCUAUAGUUGUAUACAGCCAGCAGAUUUUCCAUAAGACUGGCCUUGAUAUAUUUUUUGCGUCUUUGCUCUGUAACAGCUGGCUACUUGAUUCUUUCUCCACCGACGAUAAGAGAGAGAGAGAGAGCAGAGCAUUCUCUCGAUAAAUGCGCAAUGCGUGCCCAUUCUGCCACAAUACGGUACGUCCACAUACUUGCCGCCGCACAAGGACCACACAUCCAUCAUCAUUUGGCCCAGUUGCCUUGACUGAGCGAGAGCAGUCCCUGGACACAGUCGAGUUCCUCUUCUCCUGCCGGGGCGUGCCUCUUGCGACCUUGAGCCAUGAAGCUGGACAGCUCCGGAUCAGCCUCCGGGUCAUCCACGCAAGACCGAUCUGACCGAGUUGUGGUUCCGCCGCGCCGUAAAGUAGAGUUAGUGCUCAAGUCGUCUCGACUCUCCAGAGCAGCGUCAUCAAAGUCGAGGUCACGGACCGGAGACCAAUUCUCCUUGUCUGACUCGCCGCUAUGCACAUACUUGGUGGAUGCGGAACCUGAUUUUUUGAGCUUGGAUGGUACCUGUGCUUGGUCAGGUCUUCCUUGCAGUCGUGCAAGGGCGGUUUGCGAUCGCAUUAGUGAUCUUCGCUUCGUACGCUUCGCGGAGGCUUCGUAGGCGCCCAGGGGUGCAUUGCGUUUGGCGGACAGCGGAGACAAGACACUGCGGCCAGACGAUGUCCGGAGUAGGCCAAUGGCACCAGUAGCAGACCCAUGCGACUCCUUCUCAGCCACGCCUUCUAAUUCAGAACGCGCAUCCUUGUCGCACCAGAACUCCCACGAUCGUGAGUCCCGUGAUCGCCCGUUAGAGGGUCGCGUGGAAGAAUUUCCCGAUGUAAAUAAGGGUCGGCCAUCAAGCUUACUAUGAAUAGCUGGCAGAAGAGCAGCUUGGGACGGCCGAGGAGGCGAGGGUGACGAGGUGUCUUGGGUAGUCACGAUAGCGUUGCCCUCCGCAUUCAUUGACAAGCGAAUGGCGUUCGACUUCUUCCGUGGACGCCCGGGUUCGCAGCUAGCUGAUGGUGGUAGAGGCACAGCAGUUUCUGAGAAGCUACGAUGAAGAGAGGUGGCGCUUCGUCUAUUGGCCAGAUGCCCUAUGUGAGAUGUGGCAAACAUCGGAGACGAGAUCGAAGCUGCUCUGUUGAUCAUUGGCUGCGGCGCUGAUAGAAGAGCUGGUGCAGCCUGUGAAGGAGGCUCCACGGGUGUCUUCUCAGUUUGGUGAAGUCCUGGUUCAAAUUGGUGCUCCCGUGUAUCUUCUUCUGAAGCUGAUUGCGAUGGACUCGGUAUGUCCUGGCGGUUGAGACUAUGGCCACGUAUACUUGGAUCAACGGACUGUCUGGCCAGUUCAUCAUACCCGCGACCUGGCAAUUGUGCGUUCACUGAUUUGGCCAUUUGGUACUGUGCGAUUUCAUGUGGCAACAGAGGCCUGCCAGACUUCCUUCUGCAGCUUUGUCUUCGGUUCUGAAACCAGAUCUGGGCCUCCCUAUUAGAACAGCACCUUUUACAGUCUGGCUGCUGAUGUUGCGAACCUGAACUUCCUUCUCGCCGAGCGCCACCUGCUCUACAAGCUGUAACCGAGCAGCCUUAUCGGGUUUUGCAUCCAGCUUGUACGCAGCUUCUAGAACAGCCUGAUCAUCUGGACUUGUCCUCUUUCGUUUCUGGCGAGCCAGUCUUUUGUCGUCUGUACUGGAUGACGGAUCGUCUUGCAGACCCGUCGAGGGGCCAGCAACUCCCUGACUGCCCGACGGCGACAUACUCGGUGCAUUAGGCGAUUCGUUGUCCAUUGGGGAUGUGUACAGAAUGCCAGUAAUGUUUGGAGUAGGUAAAGGUGAG
Molecule: messenger RNA, 3117 nt
Organism: Sphaerulina musiva SO2202
Lineage: Eukaryota; Fungi; Ascomycota; Dothideomycetes; Mycosphaerellales; Mycosphaerellaceae
Product: DUF1692-domain-containing protein
Exons: 3
Coding region: 53-1267 (404 amino acids)
Biological process (GO): retrograde vesicle-mediated transport, Golgi to endoplasmic reticulum; endoplasmic reticulum to Golgi vesicle-mediated transport
Cellular component (GO): endoplasmic reticulum membrane; endoplasmic reticulum; Golgi membrane
Source: RefSeq, a predicted model, not a curated record